Molecule: messenger RNA, 398 nt
Organism: Alternaria alternata
Lineage: Eukaryota; Fungi; Ascomycota; Dothideomycetes; Pleosporales; Pleosporaceae
Exons: 1
Coding region: 27-263 (78 amino acids)
Source: RefSeq, a predicted model, not a curated record
CACCGUCGCAAAAUAGCUAUUAGCACAUGUCUGACGGCCUGCUAGGUAGAAGAAGAGCAGAGUGUGGUUGUUAUGUAUCAUCUUCUUGGAUCCUGCAUGACCCAAGCCUCCUCAUCCGACAACAUUGCAGAAAACGAAUAUACCUUGACCCUCUCGUCUUCAUCUCCAUUGUCGCUGCCUUCCUCAAUCCCAACCUUCUUUUCAUCUGCUUGCGCCCUAGAGACAUUCCUUACGAAAGCUUUGGCGAUGUUGCUGUCUAUUGAUUUGUCGAGAGUAACUUGGUACGAUCAUAAGUGAUCUCUUCAUACCGCCAUGAAGAUCUGUCCAUGUUCCACCAGGACACAAAAACCUUGCAUUUCUUUUUCACAAGUUCUUGGAUAUGUGGGAACAGAACAGCC